Molecule: messenger RNA, 2733 nt
Organism: Daucus carota subsp. sativus
Lineage: Eukaryota; Viridiplantae; Streptophyta; Magnoliopsida; Apiales; Apiaceae
Product: NADPH--cytochrome P450 reductase 1
Exons: 18
Coding region: 276-2369 (697 amino acids)
Cellular component (GO): cytosol
Molecular function (GO): NADPH-hemoprotein reductase activity; flavin adenine dinucleotide binding; FMN binding
Source: RefSeq, a predicted model, not a curated record
AGAUUUGUGGCGCACUGAAUUGGAGGAGCGAGUUAGCAUAUUAGGUGAGAGUGAGUCAACUCAGUAGUCUUGUCCGGUGGGCUCAACUCGUCCCCAUAUAAAAACACCCUCCCACUCUUUCAUUUUCUCCAACAACACCCGCUUUCUCUCACCUAAAUUAACCAACCUCUCCCUCCCAAGCCCAACUACUACAAUCUAUUCACACACAUUACAAACACAUACUUUAAAACAUCUCUCUCCAUCUCUCUCCGGUCUCUCGCUCUCUCUCUCUCAAUAUGCAAUCGGAAUCAAUGGAGGUGUCGCCGGUGGAUUUGCUGACGUCGAUUCUCAAAAUUGAUUCGGUGGAGUCAAUGACGAUGCUCCUCGAGAACCGAGAGAUGAUGAUGCUGCUCACGACGUCGUUCGCGUUGUUAGUUGGAUUUGGACUGGUGCUGAUGUGGCGGAGAUCGACGACGAAGAGUGUGAAGAGUUUUGAGCCGGCGAAGAUUGUGAUCCCGAAGUUCGAGAUGGAGGAGGAACUCGAUGACGGUAAAAAGAAGGUUUCGAUUUUUUACGGCACUCAGACUGGCACUGCCGAAGGUUUUGCUAAGGCACUUGCGGAGGAGGCGAAAGCAAGAUACCAGAAUGCUACCUUUAGAACUAUUGAUUUGGAUGAUUAUGCUGCUGAGGAUGAUGAGUACGAGACUAAACUUAAGAAAGAAUCUCUAGUUUUCUUCUUCUUAGCCACGUAUGGUGAUGGUGAACCAACUGACAAUGCCGCGAGAUUUUAUAAGUGGUUCUGUGAGGGUAAAGAGAGAGGGGAGUGGCUUAAAAAUCUUGAAUACGGUGUUUUUGGCCUUGGCAACAGGCAAUAUGAGCAUUUCAACAAGAUCGCAAAGGUUGUGGAUGACGGCCUUGCUGAGCAGGGUGCCAAGCGUCUUGUUCCCGUUGGUAUGGGAGAUGAUGAUCAAUGCAUUGAAGAUGACUUUACUGCAUGGCGGGAGUUGCUCUGGCCUGAGUUGGAUCAACUGCUCUUGGAUGAUGAUGCUAUGGCUGUUGCCACUCCUUAUACAGCUGCUGUGCUGGAAUAUCGUGUUCAGUUAUAUAAUCAAAGUGAUACAUCAUCUCCACUGGAUCGGAGUAUGAGUAAAUUAAAUGGCCAUGCUGUAUAUGAUGCUCAACAUCCCUGCAGGGCUAAUGUGGCUGUAAGAAGAGAGCUUCACACCCCUGCAUCGGAUCGUUCCUGCACCCAUCUUGAGUUUGAUAUUUCCUCUACUGGACUUGCAUAUGAAACUGGUGACCACGUAGGAGUCUACACUGAAAAUCUCAUUGAAGUUGUCGAAGAAGCUGAAAGGUUGAUUGAUAUAUCACCAGAUACUUAUUUCUCCAUUCAUACUGAUAACGAAGAUGGAACACCUCUUAGUGGGGGAUCCCUGCCACCUCCCUUUCCGCCAUGCAGCUUUAGAACUGCGCUUACUAGAUAUGCAGAUCUUUUGAGUUCUCCAAAAAAGUCUGCUUUAGUUGCUUUAGCGGCUCAUGCAUCUGACCCAAGCGAAGCUGAACGACUGAGAUUUCUUGCAUCUCCAGUUGGAAAGGAUGAAUAUGCACAGUGGAUCGUUGCUAAUCAGAGGAGCCUCUUAGAGGUCUUGGCUGAGUUUCCAUCAGCCAAACCCCCACUUGGAGUUUUCUUUGCAUCUGUUGCCCCACGCUUACAGCCCCGAUACUAUUCUAUUUCUUCCUCACCAAGGUUGGCUCCAUCAAGAAUUCAUGUAACUUGUGCAUUAGUUCACGAGACAACACCUGCUGGAAGAAUACACAAAGGGAUCUGUUCUACUUGGAUGAAGAAUGCUGUUUCAUUGGAGGAUUCUCAUGUGAGCAGCUGGGCUCCCAUAUUUGUUAGGCAGUCUAACUUUAGACUUCCAUCUGAUUCAAAAGUACCUAUUAUCAUGAUUGGCCCUGGCACCGGUUUGGCUCCUUUUAGGGGUUUCAUGCAGGAAAGGUUAGCUCUUAAGGAAACUGGAGCAGAACUUGGAUCUGCAGUACUGUAUUUUGGAUGCAGGAAUAGAAAAUUGGAUUUCAUUUACGAGGAUGAGCUUAAUCAAUUUGUUGAAACUGGUGCGAUAUCGGAGUUGGUUGUUGCUUUCUCACGUGAGGGUCCUGCUAAGGAAUAUGUCCAACAUAAGAUGAGUCAAAAGGCUUCAGAGAUAUGGGACAUGAUAUCUCAGGGAGCAUAUGUAUAUGUUUGUGGUGAUGCCAAAGGCAUGGCCAGAGAUGUCCACAGAAUGCUCCACACAAUUGCACAAGAACAGGGAGCUCUGGACAGUAGCAAGGCGGAGAGCUUCGUGAAAAAUCUUCAAAUGAGUGGGAGAUAUCUGCGUGAUGUAUGGUAAAUUGGUAAUAGUUGUUAUAUGGGCCCUUCUCUUAAUAAUAAGGGUAUGUAGAAAGAAAAUAUGGCUGUAAAUUUAUUUGAUGAAGUGAGCUUGUUGGGGACCGAAAAUCUUGAAGUACAUGGCGCAAGUACGAAGAGGAAACUUCCACAGAUUUUGUGCAUGUCGUCUCAUAUUUAUUCUUUUCUGUUUCUUGCUAGAUAUAGCUUUUUGGGUAUUAAGCAUCACGUUUUAUGUAAGAUAGUAAUUGUAGGCAUCUAGACCGGACUCUAUAUCAGGAGCCGCCAAAUUGUAACUUGCUUUGAGGUAAAUGGUAUUGACAUCGAAACUAUUUAUGAUUGAAAAAUAAGAUGACCAAUUAUCAAAA